UUCAGCCAUGUCUGACAAAAGUGAACUGAAGGCGGAGUUGGAGCGUAAGAAGCAACGAUUAGCUCAAAUCAGAGAGGAAAAGAAAAGAAAGGAGGAAGAAAGAAAGAAAAAAGAAACUGAUCAGAAGAAAGAAGUUCUUCCUGUACAAGAAGAAUCUGAUCUUGAAAAGAAGAGAAGAGAAGCUGAAGCAUUACUUCAGAGCAUGGGGUUGACACCUGAGUCUCCUGUUGUCCCUCCUCCUACCUCUCCGUCUUCCAAAUCUGUGAGUACGCCAAGUGAGGCUGGAAGCCAGGACUCUGGUGAUGGCGCUGUUGGAUCUAGACGUGGACCUGUUAAACUUGGAAUGGCCAAAAUUACACAAGUUGACUUUCCUCCUCGAGAAAUUGUUACAUAUACAAAGGAGACGCAAACACCUGUUAUGACUCAGCCAAAGGAAGAUGAGGAAGAUGAAGAUGAUGUGGUUGCACCAAAACCGUUAGUUGAACCUGAAGAAGAAAAAACAUUAAAAAAAGAGGAAGAGGAAGAAGCUGCCCCUCAUGAACUUACAGAAGAGGAAAAACAACAAAUUUUGCAUUCUGAAGAAUUUUUAAGUUUCUUCGACCACUCCACAAGGAUUGUCGAAAGAGCCCUUUCGGAGCAAAUCAACAUUUUCUUUGACUACAGUGGAAGAGACUUAGAAGACAAAGAAGGAGAGAUUCAAGCAGGAGCAAAACUGUCCUUAAAUAGGCAGUUUUUUGAUGAACGUUGGUCAAAACAUCGUGUUGUCAGUUGUUUGGACUGGUCAUCUCAGUACCCAGAAUUACUUGUAGCCUCUUACAACAACAAUGAGGAUGCACCUCAUGAGCCUGAUGGAGUGGCCCUUGUAUGGAAUAUGAAGUACAAGAAAACUACCCCAGAGUAUGUCUUUCACUGCCAGUCAGCGGUGAUGUCAGCUACAUUUGCAAAAUUUCAUCCCAAUCUGGUGGUUGGUGGCACAUACUCAGGCCAGAUAGUGCUAUGGGAUAAUCGCAGCAAUAAGAGAACCCCAGUGCAGAGAACUCCACUUUCGGCUGCUGCUCACACGCACCCAGUGUACUGUGUAAAUGUUGUUGGGACCCAGAAUGCUCAUAAUUUGAUUAGUAUCUCAACUGACGGGAAAAUAUGCUCUUGGAGUCUGGACAUGCUUUCCCAACCGCAGGAUAGCAUGGAGCUGGUUCACAAACAGUCCAAGGCUGUGGCUGUUACUUGCAUGUCCUUCCCUGUUGGAGAUGUCAACAACUUUGUUGUAGGCAGUGAAGAAGGCUCAGUGUACACUGCAUGCCGUCAUGGCAGCAAAGCUGGAAUCAGUGAGAUGUUUGAAGGACACCAGGGACCAAUCACAGGUAUCAACUGCCAUGCAGCAGUUGGACCUGUAGACUUCUCACAUCUUUUUGUCACCUCUUCUUUUGACUGGACAGUAAAGCUUUGGACAACUAAGAAUAACAAACCUCUCUACUCCUUUGAAGACAACUCGGAUUAUGUUUAUGAUGUGAUGUGGUCUCCAACUCACCCUGCCUUGUUUGCCUGUGUGGAUGGGAUGGGCAGGCUUGACCUGUGGAAUCUCAACAAUGAUACUGAGGUGCCAACUGCAAGCAUUACUGUGGAGGGCAAUCCUGCUCUGAACCGUGUGAGAUGGACACAUUCUGGGAGAGAGAUUGCCGUAGGUGAUUCAGAGGGACAAAUAGUUAUUUAUGACGUGGGAGAGCAAAUUGCCGUUCCUCGCAGUGAUGAAUGGACUCGCUUUGGUCGAACACUGGCAGAAAUAAAUGCUAACAGAGCUGAUGCAGAAGAGGAAGCUGCAACCCGCAUACCGGCGUAGAUCUUUAAAAUAGGCGGCAGUGGUAAACUUGGGAAUGAUUUGAUGCAAAUCUCAAAAGUGUAAGCAUGCGUCAGUUCAAGUAAUAGCUUAAGGGAGGAAUAUAUGGAUUAAACUAUGGACUUUGAAAAUGUAUUAAGAUCACUGAAAAUCAGAUCUUGUAUUGUCACUUUUUAUAUAUAAAAUUACAAGCACAUUCUUGGGUUUGUGUAACUUUUAAUACAGUUAACUUUGACUUUGCAAGGAACUUCUUUUGCUGAAACACCAACUUGGUGUAAAUUUGCUACUGGGCUUCUGAAAUUUCCACUUUGUAACAGUAUCUAUUUCUGAAAAGUAAAACUUCUGUUUCUAAACUAAACUUUCUAUAUUACAAAAACCAACCUUCAUUAGCUAGUAAACCUUGAAGCAUUCUUUAAUUUGAACUCUUCAAAUUACCUAUGGAUAUGCAUGCGUAUGUUGUCUAUAUAUAGAUAAGCCUCAGGCUUUGGUAAUGGGUAAUAUAUGUGAAUAAAAAUUUGUCUGUAGUUACAAAGUUAUUUGAUAAUUGGACCUGAAUUAACAAAAUGCAUAUUUAAUACCAAGUUCUUUUGUUUGAAUUGGUGCACUGAAAGAUGAGACUGAUUCAUAAAUAAAUAUUACAUGAGC
Molecule: messenger RNA, 2479 nt
Organism: Balearica regulorum gibbericeps (East African grey crowned-crane)
Lineage: Eukaryota; Metazoa; Chordata; Aves; Gruiformes; Gruidae
Source: RefSeq, a predicted model, not a curated record